CCUAGAGGAACGUCACAGGGCCAGGCCCGGGGGCACCCCGUAGGCGGGCGCGGCGCUCCAUCACCCAGCCUCCUCGUAACAAUGGCCCGGGGGGCUGCGGGCGAGGCGGCUGGCGCAGAGGAGCAGGGCCGCCGGGGCUCUGGAAACCCCGCCCCUCGACCAGCUCCCUGACAACGCGGGCCGGGCCGCGCCGCCUGCUCCCCGCCCCUCGCCGCCCCGCACCAGGCGGGGCCGGGGCCAGAGCGCCGCCGCCGCUGCCGCUGCUGCUGCAGCUUCUGCUCUGCAGAGAGGGGCCCGGGGCCGGGGUCAGGGAGCCCUCUCUCCCACCUUCUCCCGCCGCUAUGAGCCAGGGAAGUCCGGGGGACUGGGCCCCCCUUGACCCCACCCCCGGACCCCCAGCGCCCCCCAACCCCUUCGUGCAUGAGUUACAUCUCUCCCGCCUCCAGAGGGUUAAGUUCUGCCUUCUGGGGGCACUGCUGGCCCCCAUCCGAGUGCUUCUGGCCUUUAUCGUCCUCUUUCUCCUCUGGCCCUUUGCCUGGCUGCAAGUAGCUGGCCUUACUGAGGAACAACUUCAGGAGCCGAUUACAGGAUGGAGGAAGACCGUAUGCCACAAUGGGGUGCUGGGCCUCAGCCGUCUGCUCUUUUUCCUGCUGGGUUUCCUCCGGAUCCGAGUUCGGGGCCAGCGGGCCACUCGCCUUCAAGCCCCUGUCCUAGUUGCCGCCCCCCACUCUACUUUCUUUGACCCCAUUGUUCUGCUGCCCUGUGACCUGCCCAAAGUUGUGUCUCGAGCUGAGAACCUUUCCGUUCCUGUCAUUGGAGCCCUUCUUCGCUUCAACCAAGCCAUCCUAGUAUCCAGGCAUGACCCAGCUUCCCGGCGCAGAGUGGUGGAGGAGGUCCGUAGGCGGGCUACCUCAGGAGGCAAGUGGCCGCAGGUAUUAUUCUUUCCUGAGGGCACCUGUUCCAACAAGAAGGCUCUGCUUAAAUUCAAACCAGGAGCCUUCAUUGCAGGCGUACCUGUGCAGCCUGUCCUCAUCCGCUACCCCAACAGUCUGGACACCACCAGCUGGGCAUGGAGGGGCCCUGGAGUACUCAAAGUCCUCUGGCUCACAGCCUCUCAGCCCUGCAGCAUCGUGGAUGUGGAGUUCCUCCCUGUGUAUCGCCCCAGCCCAGAGGAGAGCAGGGACCCCACCCUCUAUGCCAACAAUGUCCAGAGGGUCAUGGCACAGGCCCUGGGCAUUCCAGCCACUGAGUGCGAGUUUGUAGGGAGCUUACCUGUGAUUGUGGUGGGCCGGCUGAAGGUAGCACUGGAGCCACAGCUAUGGGAACUGGGAAAGGUACUUCGGAAGGCUGGGCUGUCCCCUGGCUGUGCGGACACUGGGGCAGAGCCAGGCCGGAGUCGAAUGAUCAGCCAGGAAGAGUUUGCCAGGCAGCUACAGCUUUCUGAUCCCCAGAUGGUGGCUGGUGCCUUUAGCUACUUCCAGCAGGAUGCCAGUGGUUUGGUGGACUUCCGAGAUGUCACGCUCGCAUUGGCAGCUCUGGAUGGGAGCAGGAGCCUAGAGGAGCUGACUUGCCUGGCCUUCGAGGUCAGUUCCAGGAAUUCUCCCUCCACCACCCGCUCCACGGGAAGCUCUUCAGCACCUAUCUGCGCCCUUCCCAGACACCAGACGCCUCCUCCCCAGGCAGCACCCCCGCCCUGGCCAACGGGACUGUGCAGACCCCCAAGCAGAAGGGUGACUGAGCACCUUGACCUCCCCAGCUCACACUGGCCCACAGACUCAGGGCAGCACCAGGGGCCCACCCUGGGCCUCAAGCCCAGCUCUGUCCUGCUUGAUUUUUUUUGUUAUUAUUAUUGGUUUUUUUAAGUUGGUUUUCAUUUUUCGUUUUAUUUUGUAAGAAACUAUUUUAUAUAUAAAUAUAUAUCUAUAUCUAUUUAAAAAAAAGGGAAGCUCAGUCACACCGAUGGUGUCAUUAGCUGGGAAGGAAAGGGACUGAUGGUUGCAGGCCACCCAUGGGAAGGCCCUAAACAAACAUUCCCAAGGUCGGUCCUCUUGGCCACAGACAGAUGUAUCCUCCUCACUUCCAGACCAACAGGGUGCUCUGCAGAGCAUGCAAAUCUCCUUUUGUCAGACCCUAUAAACACUUUCUUUAACAGGCCUCCUCACGAACCUCUUUUCGGCCUUUUCCCUCUUGUCCUGUCCUCAUUAGAGAUUAAAAAAUAGCUGACUACAUUCCACAUUUAAUAAAAAUCCUGCUGAGAUAGAUUUCCGCCCCCCCCCAAUAGUAGAGGCAGAGAGCCAUGUCAAGAACCAACCCUACCUGCAGAUCAGACCUGCCCACCCACACCCCGCUCCCCUUGGGGAGGGGGGGUCCUGCCAUGGGAUGAAAUUGGGGACAUCACAGUCCUUUCUGUCCAGCUUCUUUGCAAGAAAGAAAAAAAGGCCCGCUCAAGGUGCUAUAUCCAGGCACAAUGAUAGUUAGAUUUAGAAAAUAGAUCUCGAUCCCAGAAAUCUGACUGGUUAAAAAGCACUUUGCUAUCUAUGGGCUUUUAAAGGGGAACAGAUAAUGGUAGGAUAGCCAGAGAAGCCCUCCCAGCACCAUGUCCAGGCUUUUGAUGAAAGGGGAAUCAAGUGACCACUGGGGACCCUGGCGCUGGGGCUCAUCAAGGGGCCGAGACAAGGCUGAAGGCUGGGAAGGCUUCUGGAUACAUCUAGUCCAAGGCUACCUCACCUCCUUUCUUCUCGGCAUCUUAUCGCAUCUAGCAGCGAAGACAUGAGUACAAAAGGGCACAUUGAGAACAUUUUCCAACAACAAAAUCUUUUAUUCAUGUUAGCUUUUUCUCCAUACAACUUGCAAAGGUAACUUUCCCUGGACCGCUCACCAUGGGCACCACCUCCAGCCUAGCCCUGUGCCCUCCCUCCCCACGCUCACCACUUUGGCAGAACCAGAAAACAACAAAGGGCUGAGAACAAGUGUCUAUUGGGGCUAGUCUCCAGGGGAUAGGCAGGUGGAACAGGUGGUCCUGCUGCUCCCUACUGGCUGCGACGUCGUUUCUUCCUCCUGCCAGUCACAAAGCUAUCCCUUCUUCUCUUACGAGGCUGUGAGGCUCGAGCUGCUCCCAGAGCCUGGGGCUUCUCCCCAGGUGCCCCAAGUUCAGCUCCAGGGAAGGGCCUCUUUUCAGCAGGCACCAAGCUUCCAACUAGAGCUCGCUUCCCAGGCUUGGCGACAGGAUGGGGAGCCUGGCCGAUGCCCCUUGGCUCAGGAGCAAGGGAGUACGAUGCUCUCUGGGUCCCCCGGCCCCCUGAGUCAGGGCGAGGACUGCCAGGAGGUGCCCUGGGCAAGAGGCUCAGUUUAGAGGCCAAGAGGUAGGCAAAGUUGGAGAGUUCUUCAUCUUCCUCCACCCCUUUCUCCUUCGCUCUGGCCCCAUCUGCUGAACUGCACGUCUCAGUGACAGGAGCUGCUUCUCUCAGAACUAAGGUGUCCCUGCUUCCCCACAUAGGGAGAGUGUCUCGAAGGCCCUGGUGAGGGGAUGUUGAUUUGGGGGCCCCGUGUGCAUUAGACCCUUGACCUCCUGGCAAGGGAGCAAGGUCUUUAGGCUCAGAUAAGUCAGUAUCAUCUCUGCCCUCUCCUUGGGGGUCACGAGAAUUAAAACUUAGUGUGCAGGUAACCUCCCUGACCCUAAGCUGGAGGCCACGGCCAUCUUUCACAUCUAGUAUGCUGACAUGUUCUGUGGCUUCCAGCAGAGAAGAAAUGGAAUUGCCUCUGCUUCCUGCCUCAGGGCUGGCCUCAGGGAAGGAGUUAUCUUGGGUCCCCAGGAGAAGGAUACUGCCUUGAUUUGCAGGCAGGAGGGUUUCUCUGGAAGCCCCCAUUCUCCUUUCUAACAGUGGAAGGCAAACUUCAGCCCACAUAUCACUGGAAUCCUGUAUGGUUUUGGGGCUCUGUUCUUUGUUUUCUUUAGGCCUUGAGGCUGAGCUGUUGGCCCUCAGAGAUUCUGACAAGCUGCAGUAGUUUAUCUCCUCGAGGGCAGUUGUGGUGUCUGUGCCUCCACAGGGAACUAUACUGCUUCCCACAUCCCCAGGUGCUGUGCUUUCUCCAGGACCCAGAGAAAUGUUGCUUCUGGAGCCCAGUGCCUGGCAGUUCCCCUGGCACUCAGUUACACAUUCCCCAUCAUGAAAUGCCUCUAUGACCUCCUCGAUUUGUAAGGGCAACUCCAAGCCUAUUGCAUCCAUCUCAUUGCUCAGCCAAAGCCCUGGACUGAGAGAGGCCCUGUCCCUGUCCUCGGCUGCCCUGGGGGAAGGGUUCUGAUCAUAACUCUGAGCUGCGGGAGGACCUCUGUCAUCUGCCCACUUGGUCCCUGAAGACCCUUCCUGGGGCCCUGCUAACUGCUCCUUCCCCUGAGGAACUACUCCAAGAUCCCCUAUCUGUUGUCCUGUUUGCAGCACCAGAGCCUGCUUUGCUAACUCCUGUCCUUGCAGAGGAGCCAGCCCUGCAAGUCCAGCAUCCAUACUGGGAACUAGCUCAAGCUGGGGCCCUUCCUGCCAGCAAAGGGGCAGAGCCUCAGAAGUCCCUUCAGCCACCAGGGAGUGCCCAGGGGAUCCGGCACCUCCCAGAUGGGCAUCCUGAUGGGGGAGUAUGGGGUUUGUAACCUUCCCAGAUCGUCUCUUCAUACCCAGGGGCCCUUGAGUUCCCUGUGGAGCUGCAAGUUCUAGCUGCAGGUCCCAGCCACGGGGGGAUGGCAGAGUGUUCCCAUUCUUGCUCGUCCCCCUCAGACCAUCUAGGGCCCACUCCUGCCCACCAGGCACUUCUCUUGCCCUCUUCCCUGGAAAAGCAGCCUUUUCAAGGCAAAUGGUGCCCCCAGCCACCCGAGGCCCAGGUGAGGGCCGAAGCCGCCCACCCCCCACUUCAUCCUCAUCAGAAACAGAAGGACUUGAGUCCGAUUGGGCUCCACUGCAACUUGGAGGUGCCUCUGCCUCCUCCUCUUCCAAGGCCAGGAGCCGCUUCUGGACCAGCUAGAAGGAGAGUGGACGGAUACUGUUCUAAAUGUGGUAGUGAAAAGGGGAGGCUGGCUGACGGUGUGAGAAGGAGAUGGUUCUUGGGCAGGGUAGGGAAUGCAAACAAGUGGCUUAAGUGAGAGUAUCAAAGCCAGAUACCAUAGCUCUUUUAACACAUUCUUGGGUCUUAUUCCCAUGCUUUGAGCCCUCACUCUCCCCUUUUCCGUGGUCCCUUGCCUACUUGUUGGGCACCCAAAGCUGAAUGCUGAAACUGUCAUCCCCAGAAGCCAUACCAUCCAAGGCAACAUAGGGCCGGAUAAAGUCAUGCGAGCUUCUUGUCCUGAUUCUCUGCCUCCAGGCUUACCUGGGAAAAACUGAGUCCUUCUUCUUGCUCCAGCUCCUCAAUUAAGGCCAAUGGAUCCCUCUGUUGUUCUGGGGACAGCAGAUCUGCCAAAAAUCGAGGGUGAAUGACAGCCUCCACCUGGGGAACGGAAGGAGAAGUGAUGUGAGUCCUUAACAGGAGGUCCGAACCAGGAGGCUCUAGAAAAGCUAUGUACCCCCCCCCCCACUCACACCCUUUCCCUGGGUUGUUAUGAACCAUCAGCUACACACAUUCAUAUAUGCACACAGGUUCCUCAGCAUGGGAAAGAGUAGUUCCUAACUGCCUGGGUCAGAAGCCAAGAUCUUUGGUUCCCUGGGGUUCCCACCCCAGAUCUACUAGAAAACAGGUGCCCAGGCCCAGCCCACCUUGGAGACAAACACCUCCUGAGAACAGAGCUCAUCAAUGUACGUCAGGAGGCCUGCGUCUGGAUACAUCCCUUCCUCCCGCUGCUGCUCUUGCUCUUCCUGUUUUCCAUCUGACUCCUCGGUGGCGGCGUGACUCCCCACCAGCCCAUCCAUGAUGUCGGCAUACUCCUUCACAGCUUCUUCUGGGAUCUCCUUGGGUGCCUCCACAGCCGGAGGCCUCUGGGCUUUGCGCUGCCGCCUGCGGGGAGCCCGUGCCUUGGACGCAGCCUUCUUGGGAAUGUACACUGAGGGUCAAGGAGGGAAGGAGACAUGGGGAGUGGCACGGAGACCACGGCUUCUGCCUCUCACCCCCAUUUGUAAGGGCAGCAGCCUGGAUCAGGUUAAAGACUGGUUACAGACUGGAUCAGGCAAACCUGACAGUACCAGCUGUGGGAGAACAUAUAGGAGUGGAGGGUCUGAGAGAAUCUGUAGGAAGGAGCAUGGAAUUCCAAGAAGUCCCCUGAUCCAGCCCCCAUUUCUUAGGCAGAGGAGGUCUUAUGGGCCUCAGUUACAGUCUCAGUGAGAGAGUAGUUGGUUUCCUUGGCCAAGAUCAAUACUUAGUUUGGGACAAACCUGAGAACCCAGGCUCCUGCGUAUGUCCUGUUUGGAACAUCAAAUGCCAUUCCCUGGAGGGAAGCUGGUAGAAGCAAGGGCAAUGCCUCCCCUGACUGGGGACUGGUUCUGUGUGCCUAAGUUUGAGCUUUUGGAAUUGGCAGCCUUACCUGGCUGCUGGCAAACCUCAGGGGCUGGGGGCCCUGGAGGAUCAAGUUUCAGGGGCCCUGGAGGGGCUGCAGGAGGCAGGCCUUGUGGCCCAUUCAUCAGCUGCAUGUUCUGAAUCUCCUCCUCGGCCUCAAACUCCAUGAACCUGCAGAUGGAGAGGAAGAUCCAGGCAGUGCUGAGAAAACCAAGACCUGUUAGGAACCCAGGCACCAGGGGAUCUGCUCACUGGUAGCCAAAUAACAGUUCUGGGGAAAACUCAUAAUGUCACUGCAUAGUCCUUCCACCUGCAGUCAUCACUGAAGAAGAUUAUUAAGAAGACAGUCAGUCUAGAGCUUCUAAGCUUCAUAGGACAGCCAUGGCUUUUUCAUACCCAGCAUCAAUGGAGGGUAUACAGCAGUGAUUAAUACCGGCUUGUUGAAUUCAAUCAGGCCUAUGUUACAGCCUGAGGCAAAAUCCUACACAAGGGCCACUCCUCAAGGCCUCACCUGCCCCAGCCUACAACCACAAAUAAUGGCUGAAAUCCUAAAGCAGGGCCUCAGUUGCAAUUCAAGGCAGCUCCCACCAGGAGUCAGUCCUGAGAUCCAGGAGUCCUAAGGCUGAGACUGGGGUCCUGGAAAGGUAAAUCUAGGAGGUAUGAUUUGGGGGAGAAAGUGACAGCUAAGUUGGAAAAGUUUCAUUUUUCUGAGAUAUUUUUAAAACCAUGGAGAUCAUCACAGAAAUGGGGGAUAUGAGCCACUCUGGACAUCUAGGACCUUCCCUAACCAACCUCUUCAAGAACCAGUCUCUUUCUGAGAUGAUGGGCUAAAUGAUUUCUGUGCCACUAUUUCUAGAGAAAGGUGGCCCCAAGGUCUCCAUCAAUAGCCACUUGCUACCUGGUCAGUGAGCAGAGAAAGAACCUGCCUAGUAGAGCUUAUCUCCUCAUUGCUAGGUUCCCUUCAAGCAUGAAAUAAUAAAAAUACACCAGUUGGGCUCAAAUCCCAUCCUAACAGCUUCAAGAUCAAGGAAGGCCCCUAUAUAAUUCAAGAUCUGGAGGAGGGAGAGCUCCCAAGAGGAGAUGGGACAGAAAAGCCAGAGGGUCAAGGUGGUGGGAGGAGCAGGGAGGAUCCAGGAGUCUAAUGUACGCCCCUCCUCCAGCAUCCCUUAAAGUAACCAUACCCCCACAGACCCAAGCCUCUCUUAACUGCCCCCAUCCCCCCCAAAGAGGAUAAGGGUGGGUCGGACUCACUUUUCUGCCAUCUCGUAAAAGAUCAUCCGGUCAAAGUUGCUGGUCCGCUCCCAUUCCUGCACAGCCCUUGGCAGCCCCUCCUCCAGGGUCAUAGUGGGCUUCAGCCGGGCCAGGGAACGAAGCACUGGGCUAAGAAGCCCCAUUGGGUCAGUUACAUUGUAGAAGGGCACCCUGCCCCCCAUCCACCUGCCCUGACACCCACCUCAGUACAGGCCCCCUCAGUCCCUGUCACAUCCCACUUCUGACUAGCCUCAGGACCCCCAACCUCCCAGCCAUUCAUUUACCAUACUGGCCUUUCCUUCCCCCCCUGAAAUUUACAAACCUCCCACAAAAAUCAGAUGAUUCUUCUCCCCACUUUUCAGGGCAACUAUCCUGAAUUCUCACAGUGCUGUCCUCAACAAAAUACAAGGAAGAAAGCACUCAGUCAAUGGGACUCACUGUAAAGUAAGUUUAACCUGCCCAAAGGCCUUUGCACUUAAAAAAAAAAAAAAAAAAAAAAA
This is a messenger RNA of Sus scrofa (pig), 8219 nucleotides long. Lineage: Eukaryota; Metazoa; Chordata; Mammalia; Artiodactyla; Suidae. The record is from RefSeq and is a predicted model, not a curated record.